Molecule: messenger RNA, 2221 nt
Organism: Labeo rohita (rohu)
Lineage: Eukaryota; Metazoa; Chordata; Actinopteri; Cypriniformes; Cyprinidae
Exons: 12
Coding region: 535-2124 (529 amino acids)
Source: RefSeq, a predicted model, not a curated record
UUGAUUUUCAGCAUGUAUUACGACGUUAGAUACAGUCAGAAUAAAUGUGCUAAUAAUAUAAUAUGUAUUCUGUUGUAAUGUUACAUAAACUAACGUUAUAUCUUUGCAACUGUUCAGCUCACAGAAUAAAUGUUUCCAACGAUAAUUUACAAAUUCUGUGAGGACAUUUAUUUGAUCGCCAGCAUUGCAUUUUUUUUAAGUCACAUAACCUUAGAUGGCGCUAUGGGCUUAGCCAUGGUUAAAAUCUGCACAACGAAGGAAUAAAACGCGCGCUAAAUUGUUUAUCGAACCUUUCUUAAUGUUAUGGUUAUAUGUUAUUAAUGUUAGGCACAGAAUUAGCCGACAUGAUCAGAUGUUUGUAAGGAGUGGCAGUGUUUAAACGCUGUAUAUUAGAAAAAUAACGAAAAUGUGCUUUAAUCUUGACAAUGAAACUGGGUGUAGCAAUGUAAUUGACAUUGUCGCUGUUUUAAAUUUUCAAUUUUAGGCAACUUCGAACAGAAACUGUAUGGCAUCACUAGAUGAAAAGUGACUAUCAUGCUGGUUAAGGUGAAACUUGGGGAUGCCCAAAAAUUUGUCAAGAUAACUGAGCUGAGCCUGGCGGAUUUUUUGACUGCUGCAUUUUUAAAGUUUGGUGUUCCAUCUGUACCCGAGAAUGUGAAGGUUUUUGAUGAAUCAGGGACUGAGGUGGAUGAUGAUGUUUUUGAGGAUGUAGUCAGAGAUCCCUCAGUUGGAGUUCUUACAAUAAAACAUGGUGCAGACUUGGGUUCUGCCUCUCCACAAGCCUCUCAUGGGCAGUCAAAUCAGUCCCUGUCUUCUUCCAUUGACUCCAGUGAUUCACAGGACACAGUCAUUAUUGAAGAAAGCUCCUCCAGUAAACGAAUGAGGUUAGACGAUGAAGCUAAAAAGUUGGUGGAAACAAUUCUUGUCCAGAAACCUGGUGGGGAGCAUAUAAUAAAUGAAUACAACCGAACUAAGUCUCUGGGGGACGAAACAAGGAGGAAAAUGGUUAACAUCUUAACAGCUGACAUGACAGAAAAGAAUGGUACAUCACCACCAAGGCAGGUGAAAGAAAAAUACGCCAGAGGAAUUGUGGCUUUGUUCCCUUACCUGAGUGACCCCUUUUCUAAAAAUGGCUACGAACAUUAUUAUGAUGGCGAAAGCGGGACUGGGUACUUAGCAUGGAGAAUCAAAACUAUACAGAGAGGCUUAGCUAAGGAAAGACGUGCGUCAUUUGAAGGACAAGGAACUUCUGCUGAAGCGGGGUCUGGUGGACCAACUAUAAGACGGCAGUCAGAGUUUAAUCCACAGACCACCCUGAGUGAGGAUGAAUGCAAGGAAGCAAUUGCAUUUAUGAGCCAUUCUUCUGAUGAGGACGCCAUCAAGAAGAAAAUGAAAUUGACGUUCGACUAUCGCCGCAACAUGGUUCUUGACCCCAUGCAGUCAAGUGAUACAUUGACAGUCUUUCCACGAUUCAAAGACAUUAAAGGCUUGAUUGAGCAAGACUUUGUUCUAAUGUUUGGAGAAGGAGUGUCAGGCAAGCUACUGGAGAAGUGGACGACUGCAUUCAAGAAAAAAGUGAUUCAGCAGUGCAAAAAGCUUCCAAGCACCAGUGAUUUGGAAGAACUACUGCUGGCAGCUGAAUCUCCUACUGGUGACUCAGAAGAGGGUGUUAACUUAGGUUGGGACAGCGACCUCUCUUCUAUAAUACUUCUGUUGCAUCUGAUCCCACCUUCUGCCCAAGGCCGGAAAAGACCAGGAAAGGUGUCUGCCUCUCAAGCAGAAAAACACCUUGUUGUCUUCAAGAAGAGUGGAACAAACAUUGAGGAGCAUCUUCGAGAAAUUACAUCUGUUGCUCAGCCCUACCUCCUGGCCGUGGGAUCUCAGAAGAAUUCAAUUCACCAGUACUUCAUCAUUCUUGAUCGGCAUGCCAUUCCAUGCAAGUCAACCUCUUCUCUUGGUGCCAUUGACGAGCUGUUUAAGGCACACUUUGUUUUUGGCACCUCUUACAACAUUAUGCUACACAACAUGUACACUUUCAUUCAGACCACUGUGUACAACAUAGAUGUUGGCAAAGUGAAGGAGAGUCCUCGUGUUGCUGAGGUCAGAGCACGGCUUCUUAGCUAGGUGCUAAGUUUAAGUAGCUAAGUUUUUCUGCCCUCAUGAAGUGUUUUGUUUGUCAGGCUGAGUUAUGUGGUUCAAAAUUGCUUUUUAGGCACUUCAG